AUGAACACCGCCGCCCACAUCCGUGCCUUGCGCGUGCGGCCCUCGAUACCACGCUGCCGCCCCUCUCACCGCGCGUUGCAGCACCCCACAAGACGUGUCACGACAGCCACCGAGGCCGCGACCAACGUUCGAUCGACGGGCACUCGCACCAAGAACCUCGUGUACGGUACCCUUCUGGCGCUCGGUGGUACGUUUGGCUACCUAUACGCCACCGACACGCGCGCAAGCAUCCACGAAUGGCUCGUUGUGCCAGCACUACGCCUGAUAUACCCAGAUGGAGAGGAGGCGCACCACGCUGGAACGCACAUGCUCAAGGUGCUGCAUAGCUUCGGCUUGAACCCCAGAGAACGUGGCGUGGCUGAUUCACGGGGCGAUCUGGCUGUCGAGGUCUUUGGACACACACUGAACAACCCGAUUGGAACAUCUGCCGGCAUCGACAAGGGCGCCGAGGUACCAACACCGCUAUUCGAACUUGGAGCGGGAGUAGUAGAGGUCGGCGCUGUUACACUACUGCCGCAAGAAGGCAACCCAAAACCACGCGUCUUCAGGAUCCCCAGCCAGAACGCGCUCAUCAACCGCUAUGGAUUCAAUUCCGAAGGCGCCGAGCUGGUUGCUUCGAGGUUACGACAACGUGUCAGGGAGUUUGCCUACCACGCCGGGCUUGGACUAGAUGACGACGCAGAGCGCCGGGUCCUCGACGGCGAAGCCGGUGUUCCACCUGGUUCGCUGCUCAAGGGACGUCUCAUGGCUGUCCAGGUUGCGAAGAACAAGACGACCUCCGAAAACGAUAUCGAUGCUGUAGUGCGCGACUACGCGACUGCCGUGGGCCAUGUCGGAAAGUACGCUGAUAUUCUCGUCGUCAAUGUCUCCUCACCUAACACGCCCGGCCUUCGCACUCUCCAGAACGUCGAGCCCUUGACACGACUACUCUCUGGAGUUGUAGGAGCAGUCAAGAAAAUCGAUCGCAAGACAAAGCCUGUUGUCAUGGUGAAAGUCAGCCCAGAUGAGGACACAGAAGAGCAGGUAUCUGGCAUCUGCGAGGCCGUCUGGGACUCGGGUGUCGACGGCGUCAUCGUUGGUAACACAACGAAGAAGCGACCAGACCCCCUGCCCAAGGGCUACUUGCUUCCUGAAUCAGAGGCAAAGCUGCUUCUCGAGCAAGGCGGAUACUCGGGACCACAAACCUUCGAGCGCACACUUGCCCUGGUCAGCAGGUACAGAAAAGCACUCGACGAAGGCCCCAAGCAUGUCGCACCGCCAUCUGACGCCUCAUCCACCUCUACCGGUUCCUCAAUGACCAAGCCAACGCUCGACCUUGACCAACCGGCCCCAACAGACCUCUCCUCCAACGUCGACGACCUUUCUGAAUCGGCACCUACCAUGACCCUCCAUUCUACACCCAAGACUGCACCUGCACCAAACGCACCACGCAAGGUCAUAUUCGCCACGGGCGGCAUCACAAACGGACGCCAAGCAAGAGAGAUUCUCGAUGCUGGAGCGAGUGUGGCACAGGUAUAUACUGCCAUGAUCUAUGGCGGUGCUGGCACAAUCAGCAGGAUCAAGCAGGAGAUGAGGGAUGACGCAAAGGAGCAAAAGACAAUAACGAAGCGGUAG
Molecule: messenger RNA, 1614 nt
Organism: Alternaria postmessia
Lineage: Eukaryota; Fungi; Ascomycota; Dothideomycetes; Pleosporales; Pleosporaceae
Exons: 1
Coding region: 1-1614 (537 amino acids)
Biological process (GO): pyrimidine ribonucleotide biosynthetic process; 'de novo' pyrimidine nucleobase biosynthetic process
Cellular component (GO): cytoplasm; mitochondrial inner membrane
Molecular function (GO): dihydroorotate dehydrogenase activity
Source: RefSeq, a predicted model, not a curated record